AUGAGGAUUCAAGCGGAAUCAGAGCGAGUGCAAUCAGAGUGUGCUAAAGUAGACCGCAGCCUGCGCGACCUUCGCGGCCGCCUCGAGGUGCUCGAGCGGACCCGCAAAGAGGCAGUGGACAGAAAUACUAAUGCACAGAAAGCUAAUCUCGCUAUAACCCACGAGUACGCUGCUAAUCUUAAGGACGCUGAAAUGGAGAUAAUUCAGAUAGAGGAAGAAAUUGAGGCGUAUGAGAAGGAGAAGAUGAACCUUACACAAGAUUUAGACCGCGUUCAAAGAGAGGCUCUCAUUUGGCAACGAAAGGGUAUUUUAGCAGUUGAUCUUAAGAAAAAUAUACAAAACGCAAAAUCGGCUGCGGGCGAAAUCGGCCAAAUGAGGGCCGAAAUACACAGGAUGGAGGUCCGUCGCGAACAACUUCGGAAGACGGGAGAGAAGUUAGCCGAUGAUUUGGCGCUGUACGUAACUCGUAGAGAGACUGCUAUGGAGAAGAACAGGGCGGCGGCCGCGGUAGAGAAAGCUCACGGCACCGCACAGACCUCGCAGUCUACCUAUCAUCAUAAGCUUAGAUUAGCCAAGGCUGAUUUGGCCCGAGCUACCAAGGAUCUGUCCGAGGCUACAUCGCAAAUGGAAAACCUGCAAAAGGAAUAUGAGCGGUUGAAGCGCGAGAUAUCACAAUCGAACGCCGCCAACUCACAGUUAGAAGAAAAUAUUGCGACGAUGCUUCGGGAAAGCAAAGAUGCGGAGAAACAAAAACAAUGGCUCUUGGAACGUUUAGUUCGCAGUCAACGUCUCGGCAGCGAGCUAGCCACUGCUAUAAAGAGGCAAUCAGUUCGAGUGAGAAAGCCCAAGUCUGUCGUUCUCACAGAGUACAAUCAAGCCGUCGCUCUAAACGAGCGUCUAAACCACAUAAUUGAAACUUUAUCAGACGAGUAUCCACAUUUGCGAGAUAAACUUGAUGUAAUAGUAAACACAUUAAAUAUACAUUCCCCAGAGAACUCACCGAGAUUAGUUGAAGAAUGCGCAUGCGAUGAAGCGAAAGAAGAGGACCCAAAUAUACCAGAAAAGCUCGAAAAGACCGAUGAG
Messenger RNA from Brenthis ino (lesser marbled fritillary), 1083 nucleotides. The record is from the annotation of a GenBank genome assembly. Lineage: Eukaryota; Metazoa; Arthropoda; Insecta; Lepidoptera; Nymphalidae.